AUGGGCUUUUGGCAAGUGCCAUUGACAAAAGAGUCGGCCAAAUACACCACCUUCAUCACGCCUUUUGGGCGCUACUAUUUCAACCGUCUACCCUUCGGCAUAGCAUCAGCUCCCGAGCACUUCCAAAAGAUGAUGGUGACAGAAGUGACCGGUGGCCUGGAGGGGGUACUGUGUCACAUGGAUGACAUCCUGGUCUGGGGACAGACACAGGAGGAGCAUGAUGUGCGGCUACAUGCGGUGCUAGAGAAGGCACAAAAGGCCGGCAUUACGCUAAACAUGGACAAAUGUGAGCUCACACGCCACACAAUCAGAUUCCUGGGUCAUGUGAUUUCUGCAGAUGGAGUGAAGCCAGAUCCAGAGAAGACGAGAGCAGUACAAGAGCUGGAUGCACCCAAAAAUGUCAGCGAACUCAGGAGUUUUCUGGGCAUGGUCAAUCAGCUGGGCCGCUUCUUGCCUAACCUGGCUGAAAAAGACAAAGUGCUACGAGACCUGCUGUCCAAGAAGAACCACUGGUACUGGGGGAUAGAGCAGCAGACCGCCUUCGAUCGGUUAAAAGCAGAGCUGUCAUCCACACCGGUGCUCACACUAUACAACCCAAACAGUGCACUAAAAAUCUCUGCUGAUGCCUCUUCCUUUGGCCUGGGGGCAGUCCUGCUGCAGAAGAGCAAUGCCAUGUGGUCACCUGUGGCAUAUGCGUCCAGGUCAAUGUCACCGACAGAGCAGCGCUAUGCUCAAGUGGAGAAGGAGGCCUUGGCUGCAACGUGGGCGUGUGAAAGGUUCAGCUGUUUCAUCCUAGGAAGACCAUUCGAGCUGGAAACUGACCAUAAGCCGUUGGUGAGUCUGCUGGGAGGGAAAGCUUUGGAUGACCUCCCACCAAGAAUCCAAAGGUUUAGGAUGAGACUCAUGAGGUACAGCUAUACAGUUAAUCAUGUCCCUGGGAAAAGCCUGUGGACGGCCGACACUUUAUCUCGUGCUCCUCUGAGAGCCGCAAGAGCGAACACAGAAACAAGCCUACUAGAGGACACCAACAUUUAUGUAGACUCUGUCAUCAGCAACAUUCCUGUCAGUGGAGAUUAUCUGAGCAGCCUACGUGACCACCUGAAGGCAGACAGCACAUGCUCUGCACUGAUGGAGUACUGCACAGACGGCUGGCCUGACAAGAGCCAACUGCAGGGAGUGCUGAGACAUUACUGGGCUGAUAAAGCAGUGCUGACUGUGCACGAUGGACUGCUGCUGCGGGGCACGCGGCUCGUCAUCCCAUCGGCCUUACAAGGUGAUGUGCUGGAGAGACUACAUGAGGGACACCUGGGGGUGACAAAGUGCAGGGGCCGGGCCAAACAGACGGUAUGGUGGCCAGGACUCAGCAGCCAGCUGAAUGACAUGGUGCUGAAAUGUAGGACCUGCAUUCAGGAGAGAAGGAACGUCACAGAGCCGCUGAUGCCAACGGAGAUGCCAGACAGGCCUUGGCAAACCUUGGGAGCUGACCUUUUCACCCUGAAAGGCAAGGCCUAUCUACUGGUAGUAGAUUAUUUCUCGAGGUACGUGGAAGUUGCACUGCUGUCACCCACAAGGUCCACAGAUGUGGUGGUGCACCUGAAAUCCAUGUUUGCUCGUCAUGGAAUUUGUGAAUUUCUUAAAAGUGACAAUGGGCCCCAGUUCUCCGGUAGCCACUUCAAAGCCUUUGCAGCAGAGUAUGGCUUUGUGCACAUCACGAGCAGCCCCAGGUUUCCUCAGAGCAAUGGGGAGGCGGAGCGCGCUGUACAAACCGUGAAAAACCUGCUAACAAAGGCAUCAGACCCAUAUCUUGCAUUGCUGGCCUACAGAGCAACCCCUCUACAGAACGGCUAUAGCCCAGCCGAACUAUUGAUGGGGCGCCGCCUCCGCACUACAGUUCCUGCCCUUCCAACCCUGCUGAAUCCAGUGUUGCCUGACUACGAUGCGCUGGAGGCCAAAGAAAAGGAGAAGAGGAGGAAUGACGCGAGAUCCUUCGACAAGAGACACGGAGCGAGAAACCUGGAGCCACUCGUACCUGGGGAGGAUGUGUGGAUCACCGAUGCACGAGUCCAGGGCAAAGUGCUAUCUACACACAACACCCCUCGCUCUUAUAUCGUCCAGGUGCCUCAGGGCACACUGAGGAGGAACCGGCGUCACUUGGUGCCACUGCAGACCAACGGUGGGGUAGUCGACGCUGAUGAGGGAGGAGAAUCACCUGCACCAGAUUCAGCUCCACCAGUGAAAACAUCACCCAGCAGAGAGGGCCCCACCACCACAGAGACUGUGUGGACCAGGUGUGGGCGAGAGGUUAUAAAGCCGCAGAGACUUGAUUUGUGA
Molecule: messenger RNA, 2331 nt
Organism: Gadus macrocephalus (Pacific cod)
Lineage: Eukaryota; Metazoa; Chordata; Actinopteri; Gadiformes; Gadidae
Exons: 1
Coding region: 1-2331 (776 amino acids)
Biological process (GO): DNA integration
Molecular function (GO): nucleic acid binding
Source: RefSeq, a predicted model, not a curated record